Molecule: messenger RNA, 3456 nt
Organism: Saccostrea echinata
Lineage: Eukaryota; Metazoa; Mollusca; Bivalvia; Ostreida; Ostreidae
Product: transcriptional protein SWT1-like
Exons: 22
Coding region: 61-3048 (995 amino acids)
Cellular component (GO): nucleus
Molecular function (GO): protein binding
Source: RefSeq, a predicted model, not a curated record
CAGGAGGCUGCAGGAGUUCUGCACAACUGGAAAGGAUCAACUUUUUGACAGCUAUGUAAAAUGAGUUAUAAAAAACAUGAAAAACAGGAAUUGCCAAAUGGUUGGGUGGUUAAACAAUCUAAGACAUAUCCAGACAAAGUCUACUAUUUCAAUACAUUAACAGGAGUAUCUACCUGGGAGAUUCCUGAACUCCUCAAACCAUAUCUAAAAUCAUCAGAGGGCAAGUUAUCAAAUAAACAUGCAGUGAGUAGUAGAAUAAAAGCAGAGAUUAGACCGGCGCCCAUAUUGCCCCGGUCCAAUUAUCAGGAAGCCCAGUUUUCACCAACCCAGGACAGUGAUGAGAAUGAUAGCUUAGAUCUAGAACUGCCACAUGAUGGAACAGAUUUUUGUCCUAGCAAUUCCAUUCCUUCUGUAUCUUAUAAUUCAGCUAACCUGCAUUCAGAUACUACCAAACAAAGUAACCCACUGGGCAUUGUAAAACAGCAUGUCAAAUCUAAUACAGUGUCCGCCAGGCAACAAAAAGAUCUGUGCAAAGUUCAAUCACUACAAACAGCAUUGGAUAAGCCUUUACCUCCUUCGAAUUCAAUACUCCCUAAAUCUGUUCAACAGGAUUUCUGCAAAACUGGAAAAGAAGAGAGUAACAGACCUCUUAUUGCCUCUAAUGAACAGAUACAGCAUUAUAAGGCACCAACAAAAAAGAUCACUUUAGAUAAGAAUUCUGUUAAAUCUGAGAAUAUUCCACACAAAAAAGUAAUUAAACUUUCAUCACAUAAGGCUUCGUCAGAAAAAAUGACAUUAAAGAGAGGUGCUGAGUCUUUAUCUCAAGAUGAUAAACCUACAAAUAAACGAUUGAAAGCAGAUGGAUUAGAAGAAUGGAAUUUUUGUGAUACCAGGAAAGUUGUGAAAAGGUCUCCUCCUUCAGCUUUUGACACCUGUAACCUCUCCCCAAGGGAAUCAUCUCCAGAUAACUUACUUCUAAAUGAUCCUAAAAAACGUGAGGACAUUCAAUCAUGGAUCAAUCAUUUAGAGUCAGAUGACCCAGCAUCAGAUCCUCUUGGUGAUUUCUCGGAUCCAACUUUGGAUCAGGGUUCACCAGACUCUGGAACAUUCAGUCUGGAGAAUGACAAUCGUAAAGUGUUGGUUCAAUCUUAUGACAGUGGAUUUUUGUCUGUGGGUGAUACAAGUAACCUCAGCAAUAUCACGCUGACGAUAAAAAAUGAUGGUCCAGUGAAGAAAGCUGUUGUCAAUCCAUGGAAAGGUGUCCAUGAAACUCCUGUUCCCAUCAACCAAAAGCGGCGAGAGGAAAUCAGUAUGGAGAUUGAUGAAGUCCAGCAGGUGCUUACUAAGGAGGAUGACAGAGAGAUUGAGGAAAUGGAUGUAUCAGAUAUAGUGCUAAAAGAAGUUCGAGAAUCUGUGAAGAAAUGUCCAAGUGAAGUAAUAGGAACACUGACACAAGUUUUCACUUCUGACCAGCCAGGACAUAUCCAAAGUGUAGACCAUGGUUUACACAUAGUUGUUGACACCAAUGUGUUCAUAAGUAACUUGGCAUUUGUACAAGACCUCAGAGACCACUGCUUUGAACAAUUUGGGCUUCCUAAUCUAGUCAUUCCGUGGGUGGUGAUGCAGGAAUUAGAUGCUCUGAAAUCAAACAAGUCAUCGGCUGCCACUAUGUCCAUGAAGAUUGGCAAAUGUGCCAGAGCAGCUGUUCACUAUAUUUAUCAAUGUUUCAUGGACAACCAUCAGCGAGUGAUUGGUCAAAGUGCAACACAGGCUUCAGCUGCAUCUAAAGAAUUCCAGGCUGAGUGCAAUGAUGAUAGAAUUCUACAGACCUGCUUGCAGUGUCAAAAAAAUAGAAUGAACUCAACUGUGAUACUGUUAAGUAAUGAUAAAAACCUCCUUAGUAAGGCCAGAAUUUGUAAAAUUCCAGCAUUUGACAGUUUUCUAUUAAUGAAUGGAGUAAAAUCUCUUCAACCUCAUUGCCUCAACAAAAUAGCAAACAAAAAUUAUCCAGCAUUGGUCCCUAGUGAAUCUAAACAGACCCCGUCCAAAUCACAUGCCAUUUCUCCCAGUGUCCCCCCAGAAAGCCUCAGUCAGUUGUUGGAUGAGAUGCUCUGUAAAUUGAAAAUGUGGUUGAAGAAUGCUUUGUCCAGUGUCUUAGAACGUGAAAUGAAAGCAGCAUAUGAUGAUAUUUGGUUAGAGAUUGUGUUGAAGAAGCCCCCGUGGACCCUCUCAGACCUACUUGAAUGCUUCAAAAAACACUGGAUUGCAGUAUUUGGACAGAUUUACAGAAGAAAUUUAAGUACAGUAGUGGACAGACUAUUGGCCAGAUUUAAGAUCAAUGCAGAUUUCCAUCUGAGUUUCGAGAUUUACCGGUACCUGUUGAACGACUGCCUAGAAUUGUUGGAAGAAUGUUACAAACAUAAAAAAGAUGACACCUCAGUCAGUGAGGCAUUGUCAGGGCUGAAGAAAUGUGAGCAGCUGUGUCAUGACCUCAAGGCUGGUAAUGUCAAGGUCAGCAAUCUGGAGGCUUACUUGGCUGGAAAGCAAAUGCCUGCUGAGUCAAAGACUAAGCAGGAAUGUAUGGACAAAAAUAAGAACAGAGUAGAACAUUUAAGUAUAGAAGAUGUAGAAUCUAAGCUGACCAACAUAUGGGAUGUCGUGUAUUUCUGCUGUGAGGAUUUCCAGGGGGUGAUUGAUAACAGGAGAAAAAAUGGCAGUACUAAUCCUGAGCGACUGCAAAAAAUGAUGGUUGUUUUUCAGAAGUUGAUUCCAGCUCUGGAUGGAAUUCGAUAUGAAUAUGAGCAGGCAUUAAGGUUCAGCCCAAAGGACAUAUUAGACAAAGCAGCUCUUGUUCAUGGACUCUGUGUUCAGCUGAACAGCUUCUACAUUAGAUUAAAUUUGGAGGCAAAAGAUGGUAAUUUGGAGGUGGCUAAUGUGCAGGCAUUAUUUGGGAUGGAAAGCAAGAGACAAAUGCUUAAAGAUGGAUUGGAUCACCUAGACAAAAUGAUCCACAAGAUUCAUGAACAAGUUAAAAUGAUGCAGGGUUAAAGGAGUUUACAUAUACUUGUAUAUUGUCAAAAGGUCCAUGUUCAUAAGUUGUUUGGGAGAAAAGCAUUUAUGGAGUUGAGACUGUGAGAAAGAAGAGAAAACUCUUGGUUGUAUGAUGGGCAAAUAAUUUCAUAUUGAAUGUUAGAUGUACAUGUACCAUUUAAAAGUUUGACUUCUCAUUUUUCAUGUCUGAGAGGAAAUAUUAACAUUGAGGGAUGUAAAUGUGCAGCUGAAUUUUUUCAUGAAUAUACUGUAAUACUCUGCUGUCCUGAUAUGGAGAAAAAUGUCUAUCCUAAGCCCAUUUUUCUAUAAUCUAUUGUUUGAGGUAGAUAUUGUGCAAAGCUGGUUUUAUUAAUUUAACAGCUUUACAUUUCUUUAUCAGAGUGGUUAAGUCUCUUUGUCCUUAUC